This is a messenger RNA of Podarcis muralis (Common wall lizard), 3046 nucleotides long. It is a transcript of the gene SUSD4, whose product is annotated as sushi domain containing 4. NCBI's taxonomy places the organism in Eukaryota, Metazoa, Chordata, Lepidosauria, Squamata, Lacertidae. The record is from RefSeq and is a predicted model, not a curated record. Gene Ontology annotation, biological process: negative regulation of complement activation, classical pathway; negative regulation of complement activation, alternative pathway.
UGUCAGUUUUGGAAAAUGGCCGCCACUUCAAAAAAGAGAGCUGCCACAUAGGAGUUAGCUCCAUGCCCCUUUACUGUCGGUGGCGAUCCAUAAGGGAUCGCGACCAACGUGCCCCUCGCCCCCUCGCUUCGGCUCCAAAGGCGCGUUUCCCCUUCCUGAAGGGCGGGAGGGGAGCCCGGCAGCCCAGGCGCCUCCUUCUCCGAAAUGCUCGCCGUUCUUGCAGCAGUCCCAGAGCAGGCUUGGGGACAGCCUCGGGAGCCACCGUAGUACCGAGGAUGGCCUCCACAGUUGUUGCUGCUGCUGCCGUCGCCGCCUCCUUCUCGCCCUCCUCGCCCUCCUCCGCUCGCGCUCCUGGCGCCCGUCGUUCGUCACCGGGAAAACGCAGCGAGGGCCGCCCGCUCCGCGCGCCAGCCGGAGGGCCCCCCUCCCGGGAGCAGCAGCAGCAGCGUGGCAGGCGGCUCGUGCACUAAAGCAGGUGCACGCUCAGCCUCCUCAUUGGCAGCAGCUGCGGCAGCCGGCGCCUCGCGGGUGUUUCUCUGCUCUUGCCUCCUUCUCCCUCGCUCCCCUCCUCCUCCCCCCCCCUGCAGACAGGUAGGAUGAGCGCGAGCAGCGGCGCGCGCCGUGUGUCUCUCUCUCCGUCCUCCUCCUCCGCUAGCAACUGAGGGGAGUGCGGACUCGGAGGCAGCAGCGGCGGCGGCGGCGGCGAAGGGUCGCGUGCUCUGCAGCGGUAGAGCUUGGCUAGGGGGGAAGGCAGCAAAGAGGCUCCCUCAUGCAGGCGGGCAGCUCUCAGACCGUUGCAAUCCCGAUGCCCUUUGCGGAUGAAAGAUGUAUCAUGGAAUGAACCCGAGCAGCGGGGAUCCGUUCCUAGAGAAGCGGCGGCGGCAGGAGCAGCAGCCACCGCCGCCGCCACCCCCUCCACCUCCACCGCCCCCGCUGCUUCAGCGCUCGCAGUCCAGACUCUCCCUGGUGGUCCUGUGGUUCCAGCUGGCUCUGUGCUUUGGCCCCGCGCAGAUCACAGGCGGUUUUGAUGAACUCCAUGCCUGUGCUGAUCCUGGAUUCCCUGAAUAUGGAUAUAAGAUGCCUGGCGCAGGUGUUUUCUUUGAAAGUUCAGUAGUCCGGUUCCAUUGCCAAGAAGGAUACAGGCUUAAGGGCCCAUCCAAAAAGCUUUGUGAGAGACAUUUCAACGGCUCCCUAAGCUGGAAGCCAAGCGAGAAACCCGUGUGCCUCCAAGAAGCCACAGAUUGCCUUGCACCUGUUGUUGAAGAUGCAGAGGUUCAUAACAAGACAUACGGGACUGGAGAUAAAUUAAUAAUCAGCUGUCAUGAAGGAUUCCAGAUCCGUUACCCUGAUUUAGACAACAUGGUUUCAGUGUGUCAAGACGAUGGAACGUGGGAUAAUCUGCCCAUUUGUCAAGGUUGCCUGAGGCCAUUGGUUCUUCCUCAUAGUUACAUUAACAUAUCUGAGUUCGAGGCCUCCUUCCCAGUAGGAACUAUGAUAUAUUUUCAGUGCUUUCCUGGAUAUAAACUAGAGGGGACAGAGUUCCUUGAGUGCAUGUAUAACCUUAUCUGGUCAGAUAGCCCACCUAGGUGCCUUGAUGUGGAAGUUUGUCCACUACCUCCUAUGGUGACUCAUGGAGAUUACAUUUGCCACCCGCGGCCUUGCGAGCAUUACAACCAUGGGACUGUGGUUGAGUUCUAUUGUGAUCCUGGCUACACUCUCACCAACGAUUACAAAUAUAUCACCUGCCAGUAUGGAGAAUGGUUUCCGUCAUAUCAAGUGUACUGUGUCAAAACAGAACAAACUUGGCCAAAUACACAGGAAACUCUCCUGACAACAUGGAAGAUUGUGGCAUUCACUGCUACCAGUGUUCUUCUGGUGCUUCUGUUAGUUAUCCUUGCCAGAAUGUUCCAGACCAAAUUUAAGGCACGCUUUCUUCCAAGAGGAUCUCAGGAGAAUUGCAGCAGUGGCCCCGACUUCGUGGUGGUGGACGGUGUUCCUGUGAUGCUACCUUCCUACGAUGAAGCUGUGAGCAGUGGAUUGAAUGCCUUGGCACCUGGAUGUGUGUCCCCUGCUGGCCAGGGGUAUGUUUUACAGGCUGAUGAUCAGAACCCUCCAGCUUAUCCGGGGCCAGAUGACUUGGGCAGGUUGCCAGCGGAAUUUGAUACCUGUGACAGCAUUUCAGGCUCUUCGGAACUUCUUCAAAGUUUGUACACAUCUUCUGUGUGUCAAGUGGGAGCACAUCCUAUCUCAGAGAGAACUGAUGCUAUCAAUAGCACCACCGGGGAAGUAGCAUCAACCAGCCCAAGCAUUGACAUUGCAGAUGAAAUUCCAUUGAUGGAUGAAGACCCUUAAUCUGCACAAAUCUUGAUCAUUACCUGCUCACACCUCUUGGGGGGGGAGGAGGGCGUAAAAGAAUCAUGCACAUAUGUAUACAAACACCUAUAUAUCUAUAUAAAUCUCUAUAUAAAGACUGAAUAAAUAUCGGGGGAGGGCAUUUUCGGUUUUUAUAAAUCUUCCACAUUAUGAUGUCACCAGAUUUUUUUUGUGCACAUAUCUUAAUCAACUUUGGGGGUUGAGAGCAUCAGCUAUUCAACGGCAGCUUUACAAAAAUGAAUCCUGAGGAUUUGAUGAGACUAGUCACUGCAAAAGAACUAUAGAUUUAUGGAAUAGUGAUGAGUGUAUCUGCAUCGCAGGAAGUCUUAACUGCUCUUUAGAAACACCAGUGAAAGUGGUUUGUGGCACAGGUACAAACUGCCUAAAGAAAGCAUGUCAGAUGAUGUAAAUUUUGCUUUAUUGAAGCUGCUAAAUAUUUAUGAUGGACCACAAUUUACAAAGGAAUCCUAAUUUAUGGGGUGCGGGGAAAUAAACAGUGUUGAAAUUAAAAUUGGGAAAAGGUCAUUCCUGAAUGGUCUGUUUUAACCAUGCUUGUAGAGAGAAACUCUUGUGGUGAUGUCACUUAAAGAGGCGGCUGCAGCAACAAAGCACCUGAGUUCAAGAAAGAACUUAUUCUGGGUAAACGUAUAAUAAAAGGAAAGAAGAGGCUUGA